Messenger RNA from Limulus polyphemus (Atlantic horseshoe crab), 1635 nucleotides. RefSeq names its product myotrophin-like. The transcript is spliced from 4 exons. The coding region runs from base 200 to 550 and encodes 116 amino acids. Lineage: Eukaryota; Metazoa; Arthropoda; Merostomata; Xiphosura; Limulidae. The record is from RefSeq and is a predicted model, not a curated record. Gene Ontology annotation, molecular function: protein binding. Gene Ontology annotation, cellular component: nucleus; cytoplasm. Gene Ontology annotation, biological process: regulation of barbed-end actin filament capping.
UUCCGGUUCUUCCUUUCUAGGCAAAGUGAAAGGGCGGCAUGCAAAGCUGGUUCUGUAACUGUAAGAAGUUGGCGGUUUUAUGGAAACUUUGUUAAAAGUAUACGAAUCUUAUUGAGACAAAAAUAACUCACUCGAUUAAGAAUUUUAACAAUUAAAGUUUGUAUUCUGAAUAGAUUUAAUAUAAUAUAUUCUUCUAAUAAUGAGCGAUUUUAUUUGGAGUUUGAAAAAUGGAGAUCUUGAACAAAUAAAAGAUCAUGUAGAAAACAAGAAGGUGGAUAUCAACCAGGCUAUUGAUGGACGGCCCCCAAUUCACUAUGCAUCAGAUUAUGGGCAAACUGAAGUAGUAAAUUAUCUUCUGGAAAAAGGUGCUGAUGUAAAUGCUAAAGACAAGCAUGGAAUCAGUGCUUUAUUAGCAGCCAUAUGGGAAGGCCACACCUCAUGUGUAAAGCUCAUGUUAGAAAAGGGAGCCAAUAAAUCUGGAACAACACCAGAUGGCACUAGUUACCUUGAUGCAGCUGAGAAACAAGAAAUAAAGGACUUGCUCAAGUAGAUCUAUGAAUUUUCUCCAAUGGAGAAAGCUUUAGGUGCUGUGGGUGCUGGGGCUUUGUGCAACAUCUCUUUCUAGAUAUAUAUUUGUUUCACGUUAUAUCUUUCUUCCAUUAUCUAUUUGCACUUAGUCAUAAGGCAACACACAUACAUUGUUAUUUGUUGAGGCUAAACGUUUUCAAAAGUAAACUUCAUUCACUGGAACUUAUUUUGUAAAAUAAAGCGAGAUUUGCUUUUAGGAAGCUACUAAAAUAAUGAACUGACUUUAUUUCUCUUAUUUAAACUCAUAAUGGAUCUUCUACAAGACUUCCCAGUUGAUGGAUGGUUUAUAAAAUUGUGCCUUAUGAAAUAAAUAAAUAAAUAUAUAUGUAAGAAAAGAAAUAUACACAAAUUGUCUUUGUGAUACUUUAACCACAUGAUGGGUCAUUUUAAUAAUAAAACAUAUCUUUUAAAGUGUUUAUGAAUCGCAUUGUAACAUUGUUCAAUGAUAGGUUAUAACACGCAUUUGUAAAUAUUUACUAGAAGUCAAUUUUUUGUUGGUUUUACAUAAAGUUCAAAAAUGACGCAGGUCUUUAAGAAUUGUUUUGCAUCACUUAUAAAACAUAUUAGUUUAAUGACUUUCUUUAAAGUCUAGUUUGAAAUGGUUCAGCAUGAUGUGCACAGUACAUAUCCAGGGAGAUUAGGGUACCUUUUUCUUGUAAAAUUUAUUAAACUAGAAACACCAUUCUCCUUAAAGAAGUAGCCAUGCUUCUUAUGGCAUUAUAACUAUGAUCCUGUGAACUUCAGUUUUCAUUUAAAUUAUAUGGUUUUAUUUGCUCAAGUAAUGAAUGUACCAUUAAGUUGUGAUAUACACUGGACAAUUUUAUAUUGUGGUUCAAAAAUGUUUUCAGGAUUCAAUUACUCAGUUAAGCAGUUCUCUUCAAUAUAUACAUUUUUGGGCAAAUUGUGUCCUAUUUUGUUUUCUGUUAUACACUUGCAUUACAGCUUUUAAUAUCUUUAAAUCUUAUCACUGUUUACAUGAUAUAGUAAGCAUAUAAAAAAGGCAUUAUGUAAUUCUUUAAUCAAUAAAAUGUGGUUUUUAUCUAACAA